Cynara cardunculus var. scolymus (artichoke) is the source of this 2060-nucleotide messenger RNA. RefSeq lists its product as uncharacterized. The transcript is spliced from 9 exons. The record is from RefSeq and is a predicted model, not a curated record. Lineage: Eukaryota; Viridiplantae; Streptophyta; Magnoliopsida; Asterales; Asteraceae. Bases 121 to 1923 code for a protein of 600 amino acids.
AAUCCAAAAUCUUAAAUUUGAGUUGAGUGUUUGUACUUCCACCGCCACAACUACCCUUUGACUCCAUGACACGCGAUCCAUGAUCGCUGCUCCGUCACAUAUUUUCCAUUUCCCCCAAAUAUGGCGUCGUCGGCGAUGAUUCAGUUCCAAUCGCACAACAGCACCGCCGUUCAUGUUCCUUCCCCUCUCCAUAUGGCAUCGUCAUCAUCCACCGCCCUCCGUCGCCUCUGCUUUCAACUCCCCUUUCGCCGUCUUCCUCCGGUGCCAUCACUUCGGCUGACCUCGGUCGUUAGGAUUAGGGCCUUCUCUACUCAUGGAACGGGGUCCGAGAUCUCAGUCACUGGCGAGAAGGUUACUAAUAAGCCUCCGAUAUGUACUGCUGAUGAGCUACACUAUGUUUCCGUCAAAAAUUCCGAUUGGAAACUUGCCUUAUGGCGAUACCAUCCUUCUCCGCAGGCGAAACCAAGAAAUCAUCCGCUGUUGCUGUUAUCAGGGGUGGGGACAAAUGCGAUCGGGUAUGAUCUCUCGCCUGAGUUUUCGUUUGCUCGUUACAUGUGUGAACAAGGAUUUGACACAUGGAUUCUUGAGGUUCGAGGAGCUGGCUUAAGCGUGCAGGGAUCAAAUCCGAAAGAGAUUGAACAGUCUGCCCAUGCAAUAUCUGAUCAGAUGGAAGCUGUUGCUGUUUCUGGAGCAGAAAAAGUUUUAUCUACUUCACAGUCGUCAGCUAGUAAUGAAAGCUCCCCGAAAGAAACAGGGGUUGCUAUGAUUAACCAAGACCCAACGGGACCAACAACUGAACGGGAGGAUGCAGUACUAGUCACCAAGUUAACUGAAACUUUUAUAAUCUUGUCCGAUAGAGUAUCUGGCUUUCUCAGUGAAGGCCAAUCGAGAAUAAUCUCUGCUAAAUUAUUUGACCAAUUCUCGAAACUAGUAGCAGAUUCUUUUCUAGCAGAGCGGUUUGAUGAGAUAAGGAAAAAUCUUUUAAGUUUGUUGGAAGUAAGGCAAAACUCUGCUGUUGCAAGCCAAAUAAGGGAUCUGAGUCAAAAGCUAAUCGGUAUCAUUGAAGAAGGUCAGCGUACUGUUUCACCUCCAUUGUUUGAUCUGCAAGAGCGUUUGUCCACAACCAUCGAAGAUUUCCAGAAGCAGUUGGACUUGAUCGUCAAAUAUGAUUGGGAUUUUGAUCACUACCUUGAAGAGGAUGUUCCUGCUGCGAUGGAAUAUAUAAAGGCCCAUACUAAACCGAAGGAUGGUAAAUUGCUUGCUAUUGGACACUCGAUGGGGGGAAUUUUACUAUAUUCCAUGCUAUCACGACUUGGUUCCGAAGGGAAGGAACCAGGAUUUGCAGCGAUUGUUACUUUGGCAUCUUCACUUGACUACAGAUCUUCAGAAUCAUCACUCAAGUUACUCAUACCACUUGCUGAUCCUGCACAGGCCCUCAAUGUGCCUAUUGUUCCUUUAGGGGCACUGCUAACAGCUGCUUAUCCUCUUACAUCUCGUCCUCCUUAUGUUUUGUCUUGGCUUAAUCAUAUGAUAUCGGCACAAGACAUGAUGCAUCCAGACCUAUUAAAAAAGCUCGUCCUGAACAACUUUUGCACCAUACCUGCUAAACUGUUGCUGCAGCUGGCAUCUGCCUUUCGUGAGGGUGGUCUGUGUGAUCGAAGUGGGGUAUUUUUCUACAAGGAUCAUAUUCACAAAAUCAAUAUCCCCGUCUUGGCUGUUGCUGGUGAUCAAGAUGCAAUUUGUCCCCCUGAAGCGGUACAGGACACAGUGAAGCUGAUUCCCGAAAACUUGGUGACAUAUAAAGUUUUUGGUAAAGCAGGCGGCCCACAUUACGCCCAUUAUGAUUUGGUUGGGGGCCGAUUGGUGGUGGAUGAAGUGUAUCCAUGUGUGGUCCAGUUUCUAAGUCACCAUGACAAGAUGUGACCGUUUCUUUAAUGUCGGUUUCGAUGUAUGAAGUCGCCGAAAUGUAGAUAGCCUGUGAAUGAAAGUUAUAUCAAGGCGUUGUAUCAUAAUUCAUGCCAAAAUUUGUUGCCUUUUAUAAAUUAUAACUACUUUUAUGC